Molecule: messenger RNA, 861 nt
Organism: Moesziomyces aphidis
Lineage: Eukaryota; Fungi; Basidiomycota; Ustilaginomycetes; Ustilaginales; Ustilaginaceae
Source: the annotation of a GenBank genome assembly
AUGGGUCCUAAACCGCGGCAGACGAUUCCACGCCCUGUUGCUGCAUCAUCUUCCGCAGCUGUGCCUGCUGUUGGUGUUGGUGGUGGGACUGUUCGGGUUCGACGAUGGGUAUACAAACGGGCGUCGUUGGUGUUGUUGUUGCUGCUGCAGGGGGGAUGUUUGGUGCUUGGAUUUGUGCUGCUUACCGAGCCGUGUCUGAAUGCGCAGUAUAAAAACUCGCUUUGGGAUAAGCGCAACUACCUCUCACUUUUGGCGAGGGAUGAUGUUGGCAAGGAGAGGUUUUUGGCAGCGGGGGUCAAGAGUUUAUUCGGGACACUGGUGAUUCAGGCCUGGUUUACCGCUAGACUCAACGCAUAUACACAAGGUGCGACUCACCAUCACCAGCAACUGGUGGAAGGCUUGAAGGGCGACAAGGAGAAAGUCAGAGUCGAGUUCCAAGUGCCAAGUUUCAUCCGGCAGUUGGAGGCAGUCUCAGCAUCCCUUCUCUUGUCUUUACCUUUGACUGCAUUGGCCAUAUAUGCCCUACUGCUCGUUGGUGGGGCAUCGUUAACGUCUCAUUGGAAAGAAUCGGCAACACUAGCAACCCAUCUAGCCCUACUCCUCCUCCCACCCAUCCACAUCGCCGCUCCAAAUCCAGGCUUUGUACAAAAACUCCUCGCGGCAAACCCGUCUCCUUCGUUCCUAUGGCCCCUCUUCUACCCGCCCCUCUUCAGCAUCGCGACAACCCUACUAGCAACGGCAACCCUCGCGCUCGACUCCGAUAGCCCCUGGCAAACCUACCCGUUCCCACUCAUCGUCGCAGGUAUCGCAGGCAUCGCUGUGGGAAACGUCUACACCAUCGCACUCAUCCUCUUCACCUAA